Messenger RNA from Botrytis byssoidea, 1698 nucleotides. RefSeq lists its product as uncharacterized. Gene Ontology annotation, molecular function: transmembrane transporter activity. The transcript has 3 exons. Gene Ontology annotation, biological process: transmembrane transport. The record is from RefSeq and is a predicted model, not a curated record. Lineage: Eukaryota; Fungi; Ascomycota; Leotiomycetes; Helotiales; Sclerotiniaceae. Bases 1 to 1698 code for a protein of 565 amino acids.
AUGGAGAAAGAAUCUAAAAUUCCAUCUACUAGUCAACUUGACGUUGUUCCCGAGACUGGUGCUCAGAAACCCUCCAACCCUCAAGAGAACCCCAUCUCUCCCGAUGUUACGAACGUGCAGCCUCAUUGCAAUAUCGGCGUUGGAAAGUUGAUCGAAAACAAUGAUAAUGAAAUACUCGAACCACCUUCCGAAGCGGUUGAGAAUACGCAACUCAAUCCAGUAUCAGAUGUUCCAUAUAGUGUCUUUUCUGCCUCUCAAAAGAAGAUGAUUGUCCUUACCGGAUCCAUGGCAAGCCUCUUUUCUCCAAUGUCAACGAGCAUAUAUUAUCCAUCUCUCAGUCAAAUUGCGAAAGAUCUUCAUGUAUCAGAUGCAAAAAUCAGUCUUACAGUUACUUUGUUCUUAGUUAUUCAAGGCUUAGCACCUAUGAUGAUUGCGGGAUUAUCAGACAAAGCUGGAAGACGUCCAGCAUAUAUCAUUUGCUUCAUUAUUUACUUCUUCACAACUCUCGGUCUUGGACUUCAAAAUUCAUACCCAGCGUUGAUGGCCCUACGUUGCUUGCAAAGUGCAGGAAGUAGUGGUACAGUAGCGCUUGCAAAUGGGUUAGUUGGUGAUAUUAUCACUUCUUCUGAGCGGGGUACUUACGUUGCAUGGGCUUCUCUUGGUAGUAUUCUUGGUCCUAUGGUUGCUCCUAUCAUUGGAGGAAUAUUAGGGCAAUAUGCAGGUUGGCAUUGGAUUUUUUGGUUUCUCUUAAUAUAUUCAUGCAUCGUAUUUAUACCUCUUAUUCUCUUUCUUCCGGAAACUUGUCGAAAUUUAGUUGACGAUGGUUCCAUACCUCCACCAUUUCUCUGCAUGAACAUUACAGACCAUAUACGACAUUUGAAUCGUCGUAAGAAAGGAGUUCCCUUGGAUACAGAGAAAUUUACUGCCCUGCGCAAGAACUACAAGUUACAGGUCCCAAACCCACUGUCUACACUUAAAGUUCUUGCAGAUAAAGAAGCAGGACUAUUAUUAGGCGCAGCGGGUAUAAGUUUAGCUUGCUAUUAUGCAAUUUCUACGGGCGCUUCAUCACAAUUUGGCUCUUUGUACGGAUUUUCACAGCUAAAAGUAUCAUUGAUGUUCAUUCCUGUUGGUGCAGGGUCUCUCAUCUCUGCUUUUACUACUGGAAAAAUAGUAGACUUCAACUAUCGCCGACAUGCCAAAAUUCAUAACUUUCCACUCAUCAGAAAUCGUCAAAUGGAUCUCACUAAUUUUCCAAUCGAGAAAGCGCGAUUGGAGAUUGCACUCCCAUUGUUCUAUCUCGGUGCUUUAGCCAUAAUUGCUUAUGGUUGGGUUAUGGGUCACCAUGUUAGUAUUGCUGGUCCAGUGAUACUAUUGUUUGUAAUAGGGUAUGCUCUGGUUGCAAGCUUUCAAGUUCUCAAUAUCUUGAUGGUGGAUAUCUAUCCUGGUAAACCAGCUACUGCUACAGCUGCAAAUAACGUGGUACGGUGUGAGCUGGGAGCGAUUGCGACUGCGGUUAUUGUCCCUAUGGUCAAUGCCAUCGGUACCGGGUGGUCAUAUACAAUCCUGGCCCUUCUAUUUUUGAUCUACAGCCCGGUGUUGAUAAUAAUCAUGAGAUAUGGAAUACGAUGGAGAAGCCAAAAGAAAGUUAAAGACGUCGAAUCAGCUAGGAAAAAACAAGAGAGAAAGGGAGAUAAGUAG